UCAUUCAUAGCGUCACCUUUGCAUCACAUGACUCGUCGCCGCCUUUUACGUCACGUGUCAACAUGGCUGCUGGGUUGAGUAGUGAAGAUUUCACCAACUUGCAGCUUCUUCUAAAGGCUCCCUCUAAAGAUGCAGUGAGAGAUGUCUGCGUUCAGAGCCACAGAGCUCUGAGUCAGAGGCUGACAGAAAACACUGCAGCCACAUUCAGCAUCCCUGCAGCGCAGGCUGCUCAGCUGAUCCAGUCCCUUCACACUCUGUCACACCACGUCCUCUUCUACAACCUGACGUCUCCUGAGCAGAUCCUCGCCGUCUUCCCAGAGUCCUUCCACUCCAGUCUGAAGAACCUGAUCACUAAGAUCCUGCUGGAGAACAGUCCGGCGUGGAGGACAGAAGCUCUCAGUCGCCAGGUCUCCCUGCCUCAGCUGAAGGAGCUGGACUGGAGGGUUGACCUGGUGACUGGUUCUGACUCAGUUAGCCGGAUGGCAGUGCCAACCUGCUUGGUUCAGCUGAAGAUGGAGGAUCCAUGUCCGUCAGCCGUUGGGGAUUCGAUCUCUACCGUUACAGUGGAGCUGAGCAGGGAGUCACUGGACACCAUACUGGACGGACUGGGACGUAUAAGAGACCAGCUGUCUGCGGUGGCUGGGAAGUGAGGCGAUCCUGUAGACCCACAGCGUCGUCCUCCAGUGGCUUUUUUGGGACAAAGGUUUUGUCCUAUAGAUGGUUUACGUCACAAAGUAUAGAUGCGGUUCUGAUUUUGUUCACAUGGAUGCUGUAGGCUUGUCAUUCUGAAUACUGUUGUGCCAAAUUAGAUAGCAAAAAAAACUUGCUGCAGAUUAUCAGGCCAGGAAAGAUGAACUUAACUUUUGUUAAAUAAUAUGUUAAAAUGAUUGUUUCACAUUCUGUAUAUACAUUUAAUGUCUUAGAUUAUUCUUCCUAAAUGUCUCAUGUGUAAAAGUAUUUUGUUUCCAUUUCUACCAAUAUGAAAAUAAACUGACACAGUCAGA
This is a messenger RNA of Fundulus heteroclitus (mummichog), 1004 nucleotides long. RefSeq names its product COMM domain containing 9 (gene commd9). The record is from RefSeq and is a predicted model, not a curated record. The coding region runs from base 63 to 650 and encodes 195 amino acids. The transcript is spliced from 6 exons. Lineage: Eukaryota; Metazoa; Chordata; Actinopteri; Cyprinodontiformes; Fundulidae.